AUGGUGACAGAAAAAGAGCUCCUGGCGGCCAUAAAAUCAAUGGGUUCCACGUCGGCAGACACGAGCGUCGGCGCAGAAACGACCACAACGAACCACCCCAUGGCGCCUCACAACGAUAUCGAGGCCUUUCACCAAGUGCUGCGGUCUAGCCGCCGUAUCCUCGCCCUUUGUGGCGCAGGGCUGUCGGCUUCAAGCGGUCUACCAACCUUCCGUGGUGCCGGAGGCUUUUGGCGAAACUACGAUGCCACACAGCUGGCGACGGUGCGAGCCUUCAAGAUGGACGCUGGUAUAGUCUGGCUGUUUUAUUCAUAUCGGAGACAUCUUGCCCUCAAGGCAGAGCCAAACAUGGGGCACAGAGCCUUGGCCGCGCUGGCCAGGCGGAACAUGGACUUUUUGUGCUUGACACAGAAUGUCGACAACCUCUCACAGCGAGCUGAACACCCUUCUUCACAACUCAAGUGCCUCCACGGCUCCCUCUAUGAUAUCAAGUGUUCAAACGAGAGCUGCGACUGGAUACAAAAAGGAAACUUUGACGAUCCCUUUUGUGCCGCGCUCGCUCCCGCCUCUGUAGAUAUGCCCAAUGGCGAGCCGCUUCCGCUCCUGGACCCGUAUCAUAGAGUGAAGCACAUCGGGGAAGAUGAAAUUCCCAAGUGUCCUCAAUGCAAAAAAGGAAUUCAGCGCCCCGGGGUUGUGUGGUUUGGAGAGGAUUUGGAUGCGAGUAUGAUGAUGGAUAUAUCGGCAUGGAUGCGUGCCGAGCCAAUACGGCUAACCAUGGCUCUCUUGCCGCAAAAGGACCUCAUGUUCGUCAUUGGAACCUCUGCUCAGGUGCAUCCUGCUGCCAGUUACAUCGACAAGGCGAGAAAGCGAGGCGCGCGCAUCGUCACCAUCAACCCCGAAGCGGAAGACGAGGCGGAAAUGUACAAGAUUAAGCCGGGAGACUUUGCCUUUGGCAGAGAUGCGGCCGAAUAUCUGCCGAUUCUGCUGGAGCCUGUUAUCGGCAAGCCGGAUGAAGAGGGCGAGUUUGGGAUGCCCUGA
Messenger RNA from Trichoderma aggressivum f. europaeum, 1035 nucleotides. RefSeq lists its product as uncharacterized. The record is from RefSeq and is a predicted model, not a curated record. The transcript is spliced from 3 exons. Gene Ontology annotation, cellular component: nucleus. Gene Ontology annotation, molecular function: histone deacetylase activity, NAD-dependent; protein-succinyllysine desuccinylase activity; protein-malonyllysine demalonylase activity. The coding region runs from base 1 to 1035 and encodes 344 amino acids. Lineage: Eukaryota; Fungi; Ascomycota; Sordariomycetes; Hypocreales; Hypocreaceae.